UCAAAAUUACUGGUUUGACAAACAAACAAACGAAAACGAAAUCUUCUACACUACCAGCGAUUGCUAUCAUUAUAACCUGAGUUCUACUUCUAUAGAUUAAUUCUUAAACCUACAAACUCAAACUCAAGCCUAUUCUUUCUACCAAAAUCGUCUACAGGCGUCAGUCGGUGUAGCAAUGGUUAAGACACCGAUUAUGACUAGAAACCAGAAUCAUGAUGACAGGAAGAGGUUCAAGACUUGUGAAAGUGGUUGUGUGGCACCUUGGUCAGAUGUUAACCAUGAUGUGCUGUUUUUAGUUAUGAUGCAACUGGGAGUUGUUGAUUUUGUUGCAUUCAGUGGAGUUUGCAAGUCAUGGAGGUCAUUUGCUAUCUCUAACAGAAAGAGUCUUAUGGCGUGCAGACCACCCAUGCACAUGAGGAUUUCUACUGAUAACUUGGAAGACUACUGCUAUUUAGAGGACUUUGAAGGAAAAAUGCUCAAAACCAUACUUCCCCAUUCUACUGGAAGGACAUGUGUUGGGUUAACUUGUGGUUACUUGAUCCUGUUUGGGAGGAAAACCAAAGACUUCUGGCUUGUGAAUCCUAUCACAAAGCAUCAACUUCAUUUCCCUGCUUUCCCCUGUUUAGUAGCAGAUGGUAAUAAAUUCAAGGGCAUCCUUGUCUUUUCAUCUUCAAAGUCUGGGUGGUUGCUUGUUAUUAUAAAGCCAUUCUAUCAUGAAGUAUGGUAUUCAAUAGCGGGUGAAGGAGUAUGGAAUCAUGUCUCCUCCACUUACCACAUCCUUGAUAUACAUUUUCUCAGAGGGAAGAUAUAUACCUUAAACAUAGAUUAUCAUAUAAGGGAAGUGGGACAUCUAUGUGAAUUGAGACUUGGUCUGGAGCCUAAUUUGAUGUUGCUCGAAAUCAAGAAUUUUUCUAAGACAAACUUACUUCCCCUUCCGGAAUUUGUAAGUUCGGGUGAUAAACUUUUUGUGAAGAGGACAUUCUGCGUAGGAGACAUGUGUGAACUAGAUUUUGGGGAAAUGAAAUGGGUGUGUUGUGAAAAAGCAAAAGAAGAAUAUGCAUUCUAUGGUAACAACAUGGGCCAUUAUACUGUUGUCAAACGAGAGUUGUGGGCUGGCACUAAUAAAAGUCGAAAAGAUACGUUCAAAACUGUAGACAUGUGGUACUUCCCUCAUGAUUGUUUGAAUGUAAAUCUCAUAGAUGAGUCGUAGACUUGUUACAGAUCUUUCCAAAUGUUGAAAAGUUUUUCAGAAUUUUUGUGAUGCACCAUGCAUUGGUGGAUUUGGAAUAUGCACUUCCAUCAUUUAAAUAGAUAGAUUUUGCUUA
This is a messenger RNA of Lactuca sativa (garden lettuce), 1325 nucleotides long. RefSeq lists its product as uncharacterized. Gene Ontology annotation, molecular function: protein binding. The record is from RefSeq and is a predicted model, not a curated record. Lineage: Eukaryota; Viridiplantae; Streptophyta; Magnoliopsida; Asterales; Asteraceae.